Molecule: messenger RNA, 963 nt
Organism: Nerophis lumbriciformis (worm pipefish)
Lineage: Eukaryota; Metazoa; Chordata; Actinopteri; Syngnathiformes; Syngnathidae
Product: putative claudin-24
Cellular component (GO): bicellular tight junction; membrane
Molecular function (GO): structural molecule activity
Source: RefSeq, a predicted model, not a curated record
CCUCACCAAAGACAAGCUGCCGCCCACCUGCUGCCCAUUGGCACAGGAAGCAGAGGGGGCCGCAAAGGGGCGGGCCCCUGGCCUCCUCGCCUGCGUGCUUGUUCUGAGCAGAGGAGCGGUCUGAGUGCAACACUCUGUGACCCCCCCGUCCCCGCCUCUCUCGGGAGCGUCGAGCAUGGACGAGUGCGCCCGCGCCCUGGAGCUGCUGGCCAUGCUGGUCUACGCCGGGGCCUGGCUGUGCGCCCUGGGGGCCACCGUGUCGCCGCAGUGGCUGAGCAUGUCCACGGCGCUGCUGCCGGUGGAACGCUACGAGCUGGGCCUGUGGGAGACCUGCGUGGUGCAGGACGUGGGCGCCGUGGAGUGCCGGCGCUACGACUCCCUGCUGGGCCUGUCCCCGGACCUCAAGCUGGCCCGGGUGCUCACCUGCGCCUCGCUGGCCGUGGGCGUGCUGGGCUUCCUGCUGGCCCUGCCGGGCAUCUCGCUGGUCAACAGCUGCGGGGGCGACAGCGGCGCCAAGAGGACGCUGACGGUGGCGGGCGGCGUGCUGGGGAUGCUGGCGGGGCUGCUGUGCCUGGUGCCGGUGUCCUACGUGGCGCACCUGGCCGUGGUGCGCUUCUUCGACGACACCGUGCCCGACGUGGUGCCGCGCUGGGAGUUCGGGGACGCCUUGUUCUGCGGCUGGGCGGGGGGCUUCCUGCUCCUGGCGGCCGGCCUCGUCCUGCUCGUCUCCUCCUGCUGGAGCUCCGCGGCGCCGCGCCCUCCUCGGCCCCGGCCGGUGCCGCGCUCGUCCCCUGGGGCCGAGUACGUAUGAAGGAAAUCAAAUCAAGUUCGUGUCGUACAAAAGUUUUUAUUUUAGCAUUGAAAUGUUUUACUGACUUGAUUGUACUUUUGAUUGAAAUAUUAAAUCUACUUUGGCAUCAAACCGUGUGAUUGCAAACUGGCACGAAAAAUGAGAAUUAUGUC